Molecule: messenger RNA, 1124 nt
Organism: Spea bombifrons (plains spadefoot toad)
Lineage: Eukaryota; Metazoa; Chordata; Amphibia; Anura; Pelobatidae
Gene: TP53I3
Product: tumor protein p53 inducible protein 3
Exons: 6
Coding region: 20-1030 (336 amino acids)
Molecular function (GO): quinone binding; quinone reductase (NADPH) activity; NADPH binding
Source: RefSeq, a predicted model, not a curated record
GUCAGUGACAGGGUCCGGCAUGGAGGGUAAAAUGCUAGCUGCGUAUUUUGACGUGCCCGGAGGACCAGAGAAUUUGUACAUCAAAGAGGUGGCUAAGCCUGUCCCAAAAGAAGGGGAAGUUCUUGUUAAAGUCCAGGCCAGCGCUCUCAACAGGGCAGACUUAUUGCAGAGAAGGGGGAAGUAUUCCCCUCCCCCGGGUGCCAGUGAGAUUGUCGGCUUGGAAGCGGCAGGCACAGUGGUGGGCUUUGGUCCUGGUGCUGAUGGGUUCUGGAAGGUUGGUGACCCGGUGAUGGCUCUCCUUCCUGGAGGGGGCAAUGCGCAGUAUGUCUCGGUACCCCUGGGUCAACUCAUGCCCAUUCCAAGUGGUAUGAAGACAACGGAAGCCGCUGCCAUCCCCGAAGCUUGGCUCACGGCUUUCCAGCUGCUGCACCUUGUAGGCAAGGUUCAGAAGGGCGAGACUGUCUUGAUACAUGCUGGCGCCAGCGGGGUUGGCACCGCCGCCAUCCAGCUGUGCCGACUGGCCGGGGCUGUACCCAUUGUCACGGCUGGAUCCUCGGAGAAGCUUCAGAUCACUAAGAAACUUGGGGCUGCUGCGGGUUUUAAUUACAAAGAGGAAGAUUUCGGUACAAAGUGCCUUGAGUUCACAAACAAUGUUGGAGUUGACGUUAUAUUAGACUGCAUAGGAGCCACACACUGGCAGAAGAACCUUCAAUGCCUUAACACAGAUGGCCGCUGGGUGGUCUAUGGGCUCAUGGGAUCUGGCGAGAUUAAUGGGGAUCUGCUGUCGAAGCUGCUUUGGAAGAGAGGAAGUAUCCUGGGAAGUCUGCUGAGAUCCCGUACCAGUAAGUACAAGGCCGAGCUGGUGAAAGCGUUCACUGAGAAAGCUCUACCGUACUUCAGCCCUGGCGGUCCUAUUCAACUGCAGCCGAUUGUGGACAGCGUGUUCCCCCUAGACAAGAUCCCAGAUGCUCAUCAACGCAUGGAAGACAACAAAAACACGGGCAAAAUUGUUUUGCAGAUUCCACAGUGACAGUCGGUCUGCAGGGCGAAAUUUUGAAACCGGUUCGGAGCAAUUAUGGGGUAAAAUAAGAGGCAAAUUGCACCAAACCUGGCUUUAGGCUCCA